This is a messenger RNA of Phodopus roborovskii (desert hamster), 1359 nucleotides long. RefSeq names its product chromosome unknown C16orf46 homolog (gene CUNH16orf46). Lineage: Eukaryota; Metazoa; Chordata; Mammalia; Rodentia; Cricetidae. The record is from RefSeq and is a predicted model, not a curated record. The transcript has 2 exons. Bases 34 to 1257 code for a protein of 407 amino acids.
AGAUGUUAAAAACUAUAAGCAAUCUCCCCAGUAAUGGAUUUCUGUCAAGAAAGUGAGACUAUUGUAGGAAAUAAUGAAAAUGAGAAAACUCAAGGCGUAGAAGAAACUGCACUAUCUUUAAGUUGUCCAGAUGAGAGAAGUGAAAGGAAUCAUGUUUGCUGUCUUCUCGGUGUCAGCGAUCUCACGUUGGAAGAAGAUGAGCGGGCCAUCGAGUUUGCCAUCAACACUGGGUGGGAAGAAGCCGUUCACGGUUGGGGAAGGACCUCACCAGCUGCCUGCAUCUGGUCAAGGAAGAAAGUGAAAAGGGGGCGGAUAGGAGAAGGCACUGGUAGCAGCAGCAAUUGCUUGUUUUGCAUGAGUCUUUCUCAAGGGAGUCUGGACAUUCAUUCCCUGUCAGUGGUUGGGAAAUUGGAGGCUGGUGCUGUGGCUGAGAUGAGCCCCGAGAAGAGCUGGAACCCUGAGAAGAGCUGGGACCACACCUCCCAGACCCCUAGCACUACUUCCAGAGAGCCUAACAAACUCUGCUUUCCCACAUAUAUGCAUGGAGAAAAAAAAAGCCUGCAAAUCAAGGAAUUUAUUUGGUGCAUGGAAGAAUGGGCCAUUCCCGAGACAGUUAGCAGCAAGACCUGCAGAAACCCCUGUGGAAGCACUGACCGGAGCCUCUCCAUCUCUGACUCCCUGACAUCCAAGGCCCUCAUGGUUCUGCCUCCACUGAAAAGCUCUACCCCCAACAACUUAGAUACCCUAAGUAAGAAGAAUAACGAUAUUUUCUGGCAGCCGGAAGAAAAGGCAAUAAGGGUGGAAAAGGAUGAGUGUGUGGCUUGUACAGAUGGAUUGAAAACAGUUGAUGGGAGAGGUGAAAAGAGACACUUUGAGCUGGCCAGCCACCUGAAGGUCACCGAUAUACUGCCUUUCCCUCCGCCUGUGGCCCAGACUCACCUGCUGGCAGCAGAGUCCCAGAAAUGCUGCCUGCACUGGUCCCUCCUGCCCCAGAAAAGCUCUAUGUACCCAUCCAAGCCCACCAACAUCCACUAUCUUGCCACCUUGCAGCUUUUGCAUAAACAGAGAAUGCAAAGCUACAGAACCAGGCUCAAAGCCAAGGAGCCCAGACCUUCCAGGAACAAGCACAUUCUCACAGAGGCCAAGCAGGCAAAUAGGUCCCAAACACUAUCAAAUAAGAUGUUCUCCAAACCGCUUUUGCCAUCCCUCACAGUGAGCAGGGUUGUCAUCCCCGUCUCUACUCACAGAGUCCUCUGAUUUAUCACAAUAUAAUUUCCUGGGAAUAAGUGCUGCCUGGAGCUCAUUUGUUUCCCCACCCCCUCUCUCCCACCCUCUCCUUUUCUCAUCUAUGCUUCAGCA